GAUAAUCUCUAUCUAGUUCCUCCUCCUUCUCCUUCCUCUCCCGUGAAGCUCGCUUUAGCCAUGGCUAUGGCGGCGUCUAUUAUCCAAUCUUCUCCGCUCUCCUUCAAUAGUAACAACGAAAAGCUGCGGAUUCAUAGUUCAGGAUCGCUCGGCGGAAUCAAAUUGCAAAAUAGAGUCUCUCCAUUGGGAUUGAGCUCAGGCCUUGGAAGUAGAAGGCAAUCUCUUUUGAUAUGUCACUCAGCCAUUAACGCGAAAUGCAGCGAAGGACAAACACAGACCGUCACUCGGGAGUCACCGACAAUAACUCAGGCUCCUGUCCACUCUAAGGAGAAAUCACCAAGCCUAGACGAUGGAGGAGACGGGUUCCCACCACGAGAUGAUGGAGAUGGAGGUGGUGGAGGAGGGGGUGGAGGCAACUGGUCAGGUGGGUUCUUCUUCUUUGGUUUUCUGGCCUUCUUGGGUCUAUUGAAGGAUAAAGAGGGCGAGGAAGAUUACCGAGGGAGCAGAAGGCGAUAGAAAAUAUGAGUCAUGGGAUUAGUUUUGGUUGAGAAUCACAUUUGGUUAAUCUUAUUACAGCUACAAGUCUCAUUUUGUAUCUGUUUCGUUGAGUGGGGGAUGACUACAUAUGAUAUGCGUUGUGUUGUAUUCAAGAGAAGAGACUGUUGAUUUCAACAAAGUUGUUACUUAUAUGAUAACUCUUGAAA
Arabidopsis lyrata subsp. lyrata is the source of this 704-nucleotide messenger RNA. RefSeq lists its product as uncharacterized. The record is from RefSeq and is a predicted model, not a curated record. Gene Ontology annotation, biological process: thylakoid membrane organization; chloroplast organization. The coding region runs from base 61 to 516 and encodes 151 amino acids. The transcript is spliced from 4 exons. Gene Ontology annotation, cellular component: chloroplast. Lineage: Eukaryota; Viridiplantae; Streptophyta; Magnoliopsida; Brassicales; Brassicaceae.